Molecule: messenger RNA, 2022 nt
Organism: Peronospora matthiolae
Lineage: Eukaryota; Oomycota; Peronosporomycetes; Peronosporales; Peronosporaceae
Source: the annotation of a GenBank genome assembly
AUGGCGAGCGCGUCGCUACUGACGUAUCUUUCCAGUGACGAGCUGCCGCUACUACUCAACUGCCUUGAUGCCUUUUUGACACAAGCGACAGAGCGACAGGUCCAUGCAGAUGUUAUUGACAGUCGCGACGCAAGUCAAGACCCGGCUGACAAGACGCUCGCGGAUGAUUUUGACGCUCUGGAGUUGCUACUGCGCCGUCUGGCGGACGCUACGCCGGCGCUACAGCAGCGCGCAGUGGACUGUGGACUGCUGCAUGUGUCGAGACUGGUCCCGUUGUGUCAGGUCUUGAGUGUCAAUAAUGCCCGUGUCGUAGCCGCACUUUUAGACGCGGUUGUCAAAAACGUGGCUGCAUUUUUGACAACGCUUACAGACGUGCAGCAACUUUACUGUGCGCAACUUCAUGACGUUUAUAGCGGUAUGUUGCAGGUAAAGGGUCAAGUCCAGGACCAUGUUGUCGACCAUCUGAUUCGACGCGGUUACGAGCUGAGUCUGUCAAUAAAUGGCUUGAUGACAGCUACGUCAAUCACCAAGUUGCUGCUGCUGGAGAGUCCGUACUUUUUGACAGAGCUGUCAAUAACUAACCAGUCGCUGCUCUAUAAACUCGUGCAGUGGUACGAAGUGGUAAUGCCGACUUUUCAUCGCCAGUUUUUGACUCGCUCAAUAGACGAUCGGAAGGAGAUGCAGCCGCGUCUGUUGAUGAUUGCAAAGACUCGAGAGACGCUGUUGAAAGUACUGGGACGAUGUGUGGACGUGAUGCUGAACGAGAUCAAGUCAGUGGAUGCUGAGAAGCUGCUGGCUGGGCUGCACGCUCUGAGCGAUUGCUGUGCAGACGAAGAUGAGAAUGCAGAGCACGGGUCAUUUUUGAGUGACUUGUGGUUCCUAUGUGGAUACAAAGCGAAGGUGGCAGACUACUUUCAACGCUGCCAAUUUGAUUCUGAGCACUCUUCGUACCUAGACAUGCUGAUGGAAGGACUCCCGCGACGACGCGUUCUUCCUAAAUUGCUCGUGGACGAUUUGGCUGCAGAAGCCAAGUCGAAAUCGACACCUUCGAAGGAUAGCAAGGCAGGCGAAGCUGGUGAUGUCUGUGAAGAGAAAAGUGCUGGUAUUUCGCCGAGCGGUGAGCCGGAGCUGGAGCUGGCUUUAAUGAUACAUCAAGUACGGGAGUUCUUUCCUGAUUUGGGAGAAGGAUACGUUGAGCUUUGCUUGCUGAGCUCGGAUUUGCAAGUAGAGGCUGUGGUUGAUUUUCUGCUGGAACGCAAUCCUCCGCCUAUUUUGCUUGACGUGUCCCAGGAUCUGAAACGAACAGACGUUGAGUUUACACGCUUGGAAGCUCAGAUUACUGGAAAACCUGCACCUGCACUGAAGGUUGAUCAUUCGAAGAUGCUUCAUCCAAGCCAAGUAUGGGUGGGUAAAAAGAAGAUGGAAAAGACAUACGACCCUCAAAGUGUGAAGAAGGAUGAGCAGCUGUACGAGAAGAUGAAGGAGCUGGUUGUGAUGUACGGUGAUGAGGAUGAUGAUAGCAGCGGAGAUGAGAAUCGCGUGGAUAAUGCUGUGGGCACACUCGACGAGUACGACGACGAUUACAAUGACGAGUUUGAUGACUUUGUGCCCUUCACUAUUCGCGAUGGCGGUAGCGCAGACGACCAGGAUACGAUCCGCGAACAGAACCGCAAGGUUCGGGCAAAAGAGGAGAAAGAAGCGUUUUGGGAAGGCAUGAAGAACCGCAAUCGUGAAAGCGCCCGGAUUUCUACUGAUGAUAGUAAGAGAGGUGAUGACGGAGAACAGGCGAAAAAGCUGGGUGAGCAAAAAGCUCCGGGUACAUCGUCAGGAUUUCCGCAGCUUUCUUCUGAUGCAACGCACAAAUCUGCUCGGCAUAAAAGCAACAAGCCAGGUGGUGAAACGGGGCCAAGCGAAGCAUUAAUGCCACAGCAGAUUCAACGCCAGCGAGCAAGGAAAGACAAGAACAAGGCUAAAAUAGCAAACCACAACCGAAAGGACCGUGCGAUGAAAAAGGCGGGCUAA